This is a messenger RNA of Phanerochaete carnosa HHB-10118-sp, 1163 nucleotides long. RefSeq lists its product as uncharacterized. NCBI's taxonomy places the organism in Eukaryota, Fungi, Basidiomycota, Agaricomycetes, Polyporales, Phanerochaetaceae. Gene Ontology annotation, cellular component: mitochondrial inner membrane. The transcript is spliced from 4 exons. The record is from RefSeq and is a predicted model, not a curated record. Gene Ontology annotation, biological process: inner mitochondrial membrane organization. The coding region runs from base 1 to 906 and encodes 301 amino acids.
AUGCCAUGCUACUCCCGCCACUCUUCUCCUGAUUUCCCAGAGGCAGUACUCGUCCUCCCGCGACUCGCAAGUCGCUUUCAGCCAACACAUCUUCUUGACAUUCCCUGCGAUGCUCCGCCACCGCAAAGCCAGGAGAACGCACGUUCUUCUUCCGACAGCUCAGCUCAGCUUCCGAAAGUGCUCGGCGUCGAGGAGGUCAAGGAAAAGCUCCGCUCUUGGACAGAGAGUGCUGCCGCCACCAUACGAGAUAGAGCGGAUCGCUACACGGCUGUAGCAGCCACGACGUUCGGGCAGCUUGGACGAGAGUUAAACAAAGUAACGGGCUAUGGCGAGAUAGAGUCACUCAAGAGACAGGUCGCGGAGCAGGAGCAGCACAUCAAAGCAGCACGAGAGGCUGCCCAUGGAGCUAAGACUGCCCUCGAGCAAGCCGUGCAACAGCGCGCCAAAUCCCAGCGGGAAGUCAACGACCUGCUGCAGCGCAAAUCAUCGUGGACAGAUGAGGACGUAGGUCGUUUCACGGCCCUGGUCCGUCAGGACCAUCUCUACGAGCAAUCAGAGGCUUGUGCGAAGGCGAAAGCGUCCCGAACCGAAGAGGAAGUUGAACGAGAAUUCACAGAACUCAUGCGUGUAAUUCUCAACCGAUACCACGAGGAACAGGUCUGGUCGGACAAGAUCCGCAGCGCGUCGACAUACGGGUCCUUGACCGUUCUUGGUCUCAACGUGAUCGUUUUCAUCCUUGCGAUUGUCAUUGUAGAGCCAUGGAAACGUAGGCGUUUGGCACAGACAUUCGAGAAGAAAGUCGAGGAGGUGGCUGUGGAGACUAUUGGCACAUUUGAAACCAAGUAUGGAGAGCUCUCAAAGCAGCUCAAGGAUCAGAACAUGCUCCUACUCAGAAAGAGGAAUUAGGCGCAGUUAUCUCGGUAUCGCCUCACCAUAGCUUUAAAAUACUGAAUAUGUCCCAUGGGCAGCUGUGGAUUGUGGCUGCCGGUGCAACAGCUGCUGGUGCCAUAGGCUGGUUAGCAGGCAGUGGGUUUAGAUUGUAGUUACAAUAGGAAUGCUCAAAGUUUUGCUUUGGACUUGCUUUUAGACUUGCUUUUAUGGUAAUUCAGCAUGGCAAUACAGUUGACAAGCUCAUAAUGCAUGAGGUUGCCAUGCAUAAGUUG